Molecule: messenger RNA, 1442 nt
Organism: Sinocyclocheilus anshuiensis
Lineage: Eukaryota; Metazoa; Chordata; Actinopteri; Cypriniformes; Cyprinidae
Product: protocadherin-10-like
Exons: 2
Coding region: 108-1442 (444 amino acids)
Biological process (GO): homophilic cell-cell adhesion
Cellular component (GO): plasma membrane
Molecular function (GO): calcium ion binding
Source: RefSeq, a predicted model, not a curated record
CCUUGGAGUUGCUAUGUCGGUGUCUUUGGGAAAGCAGUAAGCCUGUAAUGGAAUAUGUGAAUGAUAUAUUUUUUGUGUAAUCUACAGUUUUACUAACCAGAGGAAAUAUGGACCUAACAGAUUACUGUUGGAGCUUUAAGUGGAUUUUUAUUGUGUUUUUCUUUAAUAACUGGAAUAACGCAAACGGGCAGAUUGUGUAUUCUGUGUCGGAGGAGGUGAACACCGGGACCACGGUAGGAAAUUUAGCAAAGGAUCUAAACUUGAAUGUACAAGACCUUGAGAGGAGAGGAUUUCAGGUCGUCACAGGACCUAACCAAAGAUAUUUUGAUCUACAUGCAAACAAUGGUAUUCUCUUCGUCAGAGAAAGAAUAGACCGAGAGGAGCUGUGCGGUCGGAGCUCUAAAUGCGCUUUAGAGUUGGAGGCUAUUGUUAGUGUGCCGAUGAACAUAUACAGAUUUGAGGUAAAUAUUUUAGACGUUAAUGACAAUGCACCGACAUUUCGCACCUCAAAAUUGUAUCUUAAUAUUUCUGAACAGACAUUUCCAGGGCAGAGAUUUACAUUACCAAGUGCUUUCGAUCUCGAUGUUGAAGUUAAUUCGAUAAAAAGCUAUAAACUGAGUCCGAAUGAGCACUUUUCUUUGGAUGUGCAAAACGGAGGAGACCAGAGUGUAUCUGCAGAAUUAGUGCUGCAGAAAGCUUUAGAUCGAGAGAAACAGCCGGUGAUCCAGCUCACAGUGACCGCUGUCGACGGAGGAAAGCCUCCAAAAUCUGGUACGACGCAGAUCAUAGUUAAUGUAGCAGAUGUGAAUGAUAAUAUUCCUGUGUUCGACAAGCCACUUUAUAAAGCGCGGAUACCAGAAAACUCACCGCCCGGUGCUUCUGUGAUCACAGUGAACGCAAAAGAUGCAGACGAGGGGCUUAAUGGUGAAGUAAUCUACUCCUUUAUAAAUCAUGAUAAUGAUAACACUGUAAAUGCUUUCUCUAUCAACCCAAUUACUGGUGAGAUAACCAUAAAGGACCCCAUAGAUUAUGAAGAAACUGCUGCAAUUGAAAUUCGUGUUCAGGCCGAGGAUAAAGGCCCAAAUCCACGAGCAUCACAUUGUAAGGUCUUAGUCGAAGUAAUUGACCUAAAUGAUAACGUACCAGAAAUAAGCGUAAUGUCUUUGGUUAAUGAAGUGAGAGAGGAUUCGUCUCCAGGUACAAUGGUGGGAUUAAUCACAGUAAAAGAUGGCGACGCUGGUAAAAAUGGUGUUGUGCAGCUCAAAAUAAAGGACACUGUGCAAUUUAGAUUAGACAAUACAUACAGAAACAGAUAUUCGUUAAUGGUUAACGGUCCGCUGUUCCCUGCGCCAUUUCCGCCUGCUGAUGCAGAACUGAUCAGUAUUAAUGGAGGAGACACUUUUACCAGAACACAAACAUUUCCUAACAAAGAGAAGGUUUAA